Molecule: messenger RNA, 1056 nt
Organism: Paramecium octaurelia
Lineage: Eukaryota; Ciliophora; Oligohymenophorea; Peniculida; Parameciidae
Source: the annotation of a GenBank genome assembly
AUGAAAUCAUAAAUAUUCUAAAAAGGGUUAUUUGGGGUUGUUGCUAUAGGAUUUAGUUAUGGAAUUUAUCGGAUAUUUAGAGGGGUAGAGUGAGUAUUUGGUAUAUUUAGUUGACGAAAGCAGAGCUUCGUGAGAAUAUACAAAAAUAGAUAAUGCAUUGUUAUAAUGAGAGUGUUAAUGGGGGGUUUGUAGAACCAUUUGAUGUGUUACAAACUUUUUCUAAAAACGAACAAGGGAUAGAAUUUCACAUAAAAUUAGUGAAAUCUCUGGCCAAGAAACCAGUGGGUCAUUAAUAAAAUGUAAGCAGAAGUAUAAACAUAUAUGUAGAUUGAUCCUUUAAUUGAACCUUUCCAACCUGGACAGUUGAUUAUGAAGCUCGAGAAUUAUAAUCUGUUAUUGAAUAAAUAUCCUGUUAAUCCAUACCAUACAUUGUUGGUGCCAAAAUAAUUUAUCCAUUAAAGUGAAAAGUUCAGCAAAGAUUACUUAAGUUUAGCCUAUGAUGUAUUAUGCGCAGUGGAGGGAUUUGCAUUUUUUAAUUCUCAUAGUGAGGCGGGGGCUUCUUUAGAUCACAAACAUGUUUAAAUUGUGUCUAAAUUAGCAUUUCAAAGUGCAAAUAUAUUAAAUCACAUUAGAGAAUGGUGGUUUGAGAGGAGUGUGAAAUAGCCAAACAAAUUUACAAGGUUGAGGUACUUAAAAAAGAUCAAACAUUUUAUAUUAUUUUUUAAUCAGGAUUUAUUAUAAAGCAAGAAUUGUGAUGAGUUAUAGUAAUAGAAUUUAAUUUACGAGACUUAUGAAAAGCUAUUGGAUAAGUGUAAAGUAGAGGAUAUUAGGGAUUUCAAACACAACUUAAUAAUGACUUAGGAGUUUAUGAUGAUAGUAGUUCGAAAGAAAGCAACUUAUAAUGGAGUAUCAUUUAAUGCAGUAUGUUUUACAGGGUCUUUAUUGGCUAAGAAUGAGCAGGAAUGCGAGAAAUUAAAGCAAGCGAGAAUAAUAGAAAUUCUAGACAAUUUGGCUGAAGUGGACGAAUCUGUUUAUUCUGAUAUUGAUGAAUGCUGA